Messenger RNA from Hippocampus zosterae (dwarf seahorse), 994 nucleotides. It is a transcript of the gene timd4, whose product is annotated as T cell immunoglobulin and mucin domain containing 4. Bases 15 to 854 code for a protein of 279 amino acids. Lineage: Eukaryota; Metazoa; Chordata; Actinopteri; Syngnathiformes; Syngnathidae. The record is from RefSeq and is a predicted model, not a curated record. The transcript has 8 exons.
AGGUGAGAUGCUGAAUGAUGACAUCACGACAACAUCUGCGACGACAUCAACAAGAUCAACAAACGUAUCGAACUAGAAGACUGAAAGAAGCUCUUUGUCUCCUCCAGAUCAGGAUGUUGACUUGCUGGGGUGGCGUUGCUCACGUUUCCUGUUUUAAAGUGACCGAAGGUGGCGUGGCCUCCCUCUCCUGUCAAUACUCGGUGAAACGUUUCGGCUUGAGUCGGGUGUGCUGGGGCCGCGGCUGCGGGACCCUCUGGUGCAGCAACAUCCUGAUCCAGACUGAUGAGAAAGGUGUUAUCUCCAAGACGGACGAUCGCUACCGGCUGACGGGAGACGUCCUCGAAGGACAAAUGGACCUCGACAUCGCAGACGUGAGGCGGAGUGACAGCGGGCCGUACUGCUGCAGGGUGGACAUCGACGGGCUGUUCAAUGACAAGAAGGUGAUCAUGAACCUGAGGGUGGUCAAAGCUUCGAUCAACAAUCCUACAACGACAUUGUCAACAACAUCAACCACGACAACACAAGUGACGGAAGUGUCGACUUCUGCGGUUAACAGGCAAACGCUGCCGCGGUCACCUCAGCUGGACCUUGUCAAGAGGAACUCAACAAUUCUGCACCCCACCACCAUCACGGUGGUGAACCCUUCCGCAACACUCUCCCUUCACGUCAACGUUCCUGUCCUGUCACUCUCUCUCACCGUGCUGAUAACGUUGGCUGCCGUUUUCCUCUCUCUGGCCUUCAAGCGUGGGUUAUACAGACGGAGCGGCUGUUUUUCAAGUGAGGAACCUCCUCACAUCAUCUACGAGAUCAGGAUGAGAAGACCUGUUCAGGAGAACAUCUAUACUCUUGACUAGACUCAAUCACAAAACAUCACCCAUUGUUUUGACUAUCCGAUUUGUUACAGAAGAGUCCUUGUUUUUUUUUUUUAAAACAGCGUCAACUGAAUUAUGUUUUCUUGUUGUUGAACUGUGAAUAAACCUACCUUUGGUCAUAG